GCUCGUCUAUCCGUUCAGUGGAAAAUGCCCAUGCCGAGGCACAGGUUCGGAAAUCCACCCUCUUCCAUACCCAUUCCAAGACACCUCUUUCCCGCUCACUCACACUGUCGCUUUCGCAUUGCCGACUGAAACAACAGAAACAGAAACGUUGUCAAAGUUUAAUAAUAAGCUGAACUUGUCUCUCGAAUGCGUUCUCUUUGCACUUCUUCGCUACAAUGGCUAGGAGCUGGCUUAUUGACAUUGGAGGAUUUGCAAAGAAAGUGAAAAGCAAUACUCAAUCUUCAGCUGAUCAAAUCAAGGAUUGUGGAGCAUAUCGUGAAUGUCCAAAGUGUAACUGUCAUAUUGAUAACAGUGAUGUUUCUGCUGAGUGGCCUGGGUUUCCUCUUGGUGUAAAGUUUGAUCCUUCUGACGUAGAACUCUUAGAACAUUUAGCAGAAAAAUGUGGCAUUGGGAGCACACAGCCACACAUGUUUAUCAAUGAGUUCAUCCCAACGCUGGAAGGAGACGAAGGUAUUUGCUACACACAUCCAGAAAAUCUUCCAGGUGCUAAAAAAGAUGGGCGUUAUGUCCAUUUUUUCCACAGGACAAUCAAUGCAUAUGCUACUGGUCAAAGAAAGCGUCGAAAGAUUAAUGAUCAUGGUUUGACUGAAGAGCAUGUGCGCUGGCAUAAGACUGGUAAGACAAAAGCUAUAAUAGAAGAUGGAGUACAUAAGGGCUUUAAGAAAAUCAUGGUUCUUUAUUUAAAAUCUAAGAAUGGGCCCAAGCCCUAUAAAUCCAAUUGGGUAAUGCAUCAGUACCAUCUGGGGACCGGAGAAGAUGAGAAGGAAGGUGCAUAUGUCGUUUCAAAAAUCUUUUAUCAACAGCGAAAUCAUACUGAGAAAAAUGAGGAGAAUCCAAUGACUGAAGAUCCUGACAAUAUGACAUUGCGAACAAGUCCAAGGACACCAAAACCAAACCCUCCCAAUCCGCCUCGUGUGGGAAAGUCUGUUGAUUGCGAUGAUAACAUUGAUGAAACUUUACUUCUGUCUUUUGCACAGGAUACCAAGACAAUCCCUGAAGAAUCACAUGCCCCACUAUCUGCUAUUCCGGAUGAAGACAAUACUGGCAACAUUGCAUGGUUAGCUGGUGAAUCACAGGCUGAGGAAAACACUGAUGAAUAUAAUGGCUUAGACGACAUAUUGUUGUGCAAGGAGAUCUUAGAUUCUUCUGUGUUGAAUGAUUCUGGAUUGGACUCCAUCAAUCUCAAUGACAAUGCAUGCUAUGAAAACGAAAUGGCUAGAAAUGACAAUGUAUCUUGCGGAAUUUCUGUCCUGGAUACACUGGAAUUAGAUACUCCAGAUUUUGAUAUUUCUAAUUGGAAUUUUGGUUCUCAAGACAGUAUCCUUGAGUGGAUCAAUAGGUUAUGAGGCGCUUUGUGAUCGAAGUUCUUUUUUGGUACCAAAUCCCGAAAUUGUUCCCUUUCAAUUGCAAUGGUUUUUCUUCUUCUGGGGCUGCAAAGAUGGUGCAUGAAGCUUAGGUUGUGUCACCUUGUGAUGCUUCAUGUUUGUAAGCGGAAAUAACACUGCCGUUGGUUUUUGAAAUCAUGCAACUCUUGUCAUAGCAUGAAGUUUAAGCCAUCUAGUUAGAGCUGGAGUUUUGGCCUUCUUCAUGUUUGGGUUAUUUGUGAUUGUUUAUCCUAUGCCCAAUUUGAACUUUUGCCUUGACUCGUUAUGCCAGCCAUGGAAGUCAUGAAUGCAUCUUUGGCAGUAAAAUCCCAACUAGUGUAGCCGAUUCUGAACUAUAUGUACUAGAUAUCAAGAUAUGUAAGUGGUUCUAUGUGAAUAUUGACAACUUAUAACGAACGUGAACAUUUAUUCCCUAGCAUAAUUUGAACAACUAUUCUCU
Molecule: messenger RNA, 1884 nt
Organism: Cajanus cajan (pigeon pea)
Lineage: Eukaryota; Viridiplantae; Streptophyta; Magnoliopsida; Fabales; Fabaceae
Product: SUPPRESSOR OF GAMMA RESPONSE 1
Biological process (GO): regulation of DNA-templated transcription
Cellular component (GO): nucleus
Molecular function (GO): DNA-binding transcription factor activity; transcription cis-regulatory region binding
Source: RefSeq, a predicted model, not a curated record